This is a messenger RNA of Hippocampus zosterae (dwarf seahorse), 3773 nucleotides long. It is a transcript of the gene esyt2b, whose product is annotated as extended synaptotagmin-like protein 2b. The transcript has 23 exons. Gene Ontology annotation, molecular function: lipid binding. Gene Ontology annotation, biological process: lipid transport. The record is from RefSeq and is a predicted model, not a curated record. NCBI's taxonomy places the organism in Eukaryota, Metazoa, Chordata, Actinopteri, Syngnathiformes, Syngnathidae. Bases 252 to 2996 code for a protein of 914 amino acids.
CUUUGAGCUUCAACUUAGUCGAAUAGGAUGAAUAGACGCGUUCAAGCACAUGAUCCCCACUGCACAUUUUGGGAAUGUUCAUUCCCACCCCUGAGUAAGCUCGGGAGCCGUGAGGCUCUGCAGCUUAGUCGCUGCAAUCAGAGGAAUGGCUUCGAAGGGUUUCCAUUGAAGGUUAUGGCUCAGCAACAACGUGCAUGUGAAGCAACCGCACCGCUUUUCCCUUCCGUUUUAGACCGUCGGAACAAGGAGACAUGUCCAGAGACAGCAUGACGACCGUGCGAGGAGCUCAUGGUGCGAGCACCAGCACUGGCGCUGCGGCGUCGCCCAAAGAGAACGGCCACGCUCCGCCCGGCGCCCGCUUCCAUCGCCCCUCUGCGGAGAACACGCCCGACGAUGACAGCCCAGUGUCGGCCACCAGAGAGCUGGCGCAGACGUGGCUGCAAUUCGCCAAGACCUUUGUGCUCAUUUUCCCAAUUUACGCCCUGGGCUACUUUGAGUUCAGCUUCAGUUGGAUGUUGAUCGGACUCGUGGUAUAUUUCUGGUGGAGGAGAAAUGCCGGAGGGAAGCGCAGCCGAUUGAGUCGGGCUUUGGCAUUCUUGGAGCGGGAAGAGAAGAGCCUCGCGACGGGUCUUACCACCUCGGACCUCCCGCCGUGGGUCCACUUCCCGGACGUUGAGCGAGUGGAGUGGCUAAACAAGACGGUGAAGCAGAUGUGGCCCUACAUCUGCAAGUAUGUGGAGAAGCUGUUCCGCGACUCGGUGGAGCCUGCCGUUAAGGAGUCCAAUGCCCACCUCAGCACCUUUCGCUUCAGCAGGAUCGACAUCGGAGACAAACCUCUGAGGGUCAACGGUGUGAAGGUUUACUCCGAGAACCUGGACCGACGACAGAUUGUCAUGGACCUACAAAUCAGCUUUGUAGGUAACACUGAGAUCGACGUGGACAUCAAACGCUACUACUGCAAAGCAGGAAUCAAGAGCGUUCAGAUUCACGGCGUGUUGCGUGUGCUGAUGGAGCCGUUGCUGGGCGACAUGCCUCUCGUCGGAGCGCUUUCUCUCUUCUUCCUCAAGAAGCCUCUUCUCGACGUCAACUGGACGGGCCUCACGAACGUACUUGACAUUCCUGGGCUCACCGGCCUUUCUGACAGUCUGAUUCAAGAUAUCAUCUCAUCCUAUCUGGUCUUACCUAACCGGAUAACCAUCCCGCUGGUUGGAGACGUGGAACUCGCCCAGCUUCGCUUCCCCAUGCCGAAGGGAGUGCUACGGAUUCACUUUUUGGAAGCCCAGGAUCUGGAGGGGAAGGAUAAAUUCCUGGGCGGGCUCAUCAAGGGCAAGUCGGACCCAUACGGCAUCCUGCAGAUUGGCAAUCAACUCUUUCAGAGCAAGACAAUCAAGGAGACCCUCCACCCCAAAUGGAACGAAGUUUACGAGGCUUUGGUUUACGAGCACUCGGGUCAGCAUCUCGAGAUCGAGUUGUUCGACGAGGAUCCCGACAAAGACGAUUUCCUGGGAAGUCUGUUGAUCGAUAUGACUGAACUCCACAAAGAACAGAAGGUGGACGAGUGGUUCGACCUCGAGGAGGCGCCAACCGGGAAGCUCCACUUGAAACUGGAGUGGCUGUCUCUGCUAUCCACGUCGGAGAAGUUGGAGCAGGUGCUGCGGAGCGUGCGAGCAGAUAGGAGUCUGGCCAAUGACGGCCUGUCGUCGGCACUGCUGGUCGUCUAUUUGGAUUCGGCGAAGAACCUGCCGAGCAUCUUCAGCGGCAGCUUAGGUUGCGGCAAUUUAAGCGAGAGGCGAGCAUCUGGCCUGGUGUUUUGCGAGAGCAACAGCUCGCAGUAUCGCACCAUCGGCUCGGCAAAGAAGAGCAGCAGCAGUGAGCCAAGCCCUUUUGUCCAAUUAACCGUCGGGCACAAAACGCAAGAGAGCAAGGUCCGCUACAAGACCAAGGAGCCUUUAUGGGAGGAUUCUUUCUCAUUUCUGGUCCACAAUCCCAGGAGGCAGGAGCUAGAGGUGGAGGUGAAAGAUGAGAAGAGCAAGUGCACCUUGGGUAAUCUGACCGUACCUCUGAGCGGCCUUCUGGCCGAAGAGGACAUGACGCUGACGCAGUGCUUCCCGCUCAAGAACUCUGGUCCCAGCUCCAGCAUCAGAUUUAAAAUGGCCUUGCGGGUCCUAUCACUGGAGAAGCAGGUCUCGUCAGACCAACCUUCUUCAGUCCGGGUCCGAAAGUCAAGCUUACCCCAACCGGCCGCCUCGACCAGAGCGUCCACCUCCGACUCGCCGCCGCCUCAUUCGCCCACCCCGCCCCCUCUUUUGCUCACCCCACCUCCUCUUCCGCCCCCGCCCGCACAUGCAUCAUCCUCUUUUACGCUGCAUCACCGGGACGGCGAGCCGUACGCCUCCAGCCCGCUGCGCAGUGUCUCCAGCAUAUGCGUCGGUAUCUCGGCCUCUCAGAAGCACCUAGCCCACAAUGAGUCCACGCCCAGCUUGGCCUCGGACAUCUCGCUGCCUUUCGCCACCCUGGAGCUUCAACAGAGGCUUCGACAGCUGCACAAUGGCUUGACCCCGAGCCAGUUCCCCCUGGGUGAGGUCCACCUGACUGUUCGACAUAGCGCCCAACGCAACAAACUCAUCGUGGUGAUUCACGCGUGUCGAAAUUUGAUAGCCUUCUCAAAAGAUGCCUCGGACCCCUUUAUCCGCCUCUACCUGCUGCCUGACAAGAGCCGCACGGGCAGGAGGAAGACGGCCACCGUGAAAAAGAGCCUCAACCCUGUUUACGAUCAGACAUUUGAAUUCAGCGUGUCAAUUGUGGAGCUCCACAGGAGAACUCUGGACGUUGCUGUAAAGAAUGGAGGAAACAUCUUGUCCAAACACAAAGGCCUAUUGGGAAAAGUGCUGGUCGAUUUGAGUGGAGAAGAUAUAGCGAAAGGAUGGACGCAAUGGUAUGAGCUGAGCGAAGAUGGUUUGUCUUCACAAAGGAGCAUCCAAGAGACAUGUACAUAGUGACCCUAAUUACAACCAUCUUAUUUCUGUACUGUACAUUUUUGUCAUAUAGAAUCAUUUCAGCAUGCAUUUUCUCUUUUUGACUCUUGUCGGCGCAUCCAAAUAUUGUAACAUAUUGUUAACUUAAUGAAAGGUCUUGUCGGUGUUUGUGGUGUUGCUCGUAGCAGGGCAUUAAAAAAGUGACAAAAUUCUUACCAAAGCAGCGGAAUGAACCCUGUAAGUCGGCAGUUGUUUGUAUUUUGUCCUGCAGUGGAUGGUUUGACUUUUGUUUUGUAUAUAUGUAUUUUGAUUUCAACUAUGGAAUGCACAUCAAACUGAAUGCUUUGUGUAAUUUUUAGGUGGACUUUGUGUAAUAUUGUUUUGGACAUGCAUGGUCUCCACGACAAGAACCUUUUGUGGGCAUUUUAUAGGGCUGCAAAUGAUGUAGAAAAAAAUAUAUAUACUUGAAUUUAGGGUUUGGUGGGUAUUCAGACCAGAUGCGAGCCAAGAAACCAGACUAGAGACAACUGUUCACGUGUGUUUUUUGUUUUGUUUUCUUUUUUUUUUGGUGGGGUGGGGGCGGUUGUCGCAGGGCUUCCAAGAAACUGAAGCUUUGUCAGUUGUGUUUUUGUUUUUGCGAUGCAGUUUUAACUGUUUGUGCUUAUUGGAGCUUUUUAAUCUAACCCGUGCCUUAAACAUUUUUAAAAAACCUCACCACCGUGUAAUUCUUGCCUUCUGAAAGUUAUUGAUUUCAGAUGACGUGACUUUUUGAUGAAUAAAUUCUUUCCUUUGAGAAAA